GUCUCCAAAUCGAGCUGGCGCAAUGGCAGACAGCAAGCAAGUAGCUGCCAAGCAUCAGCAAAGCUUGCAGUCACGGGCAGCAGAACGGGCUCGUGUAGAGGAGAUUGAGCGGCAAGAGUCCAGAAGGAUUCAGUCUCCAAAUCGAGCUGGCGCAAUGGCAGACAGCAAGCAAGUAGCUGCCAAGCAUCAGCAAAGCUUGCAGUCACCAGGCUCUGUGAGGGCUCGUGUAGAGGAGAUUGAACAACAAGAGUCCAGCAGGAUUCAGUCUCCAAAUCGAGCUGGCGCAACAGCAGACAGCAAGCAAGUAGCUGCCAAGCAACAGUCUCAAAAUCGACCUGGAGCAACGGCUAGCAAGCAAGUGGCAGCAGAGCGGCAUCAAGACUUGCAGCCAGAGAGCGAGGAAGGCCAUGAAGAUUAUCUUGAUGAUCUCGGCCGUGAGUCAGGGGAAGUGGCAAGUGAAGAUGAUUUGCUGUACCCAGACUCCAAGCACAGUGCUGAGCCCAAGCCAGUCCAUGAGAGUCAGGGACGGAGCAUGCAGCCCACUCAGAGGCGUCGCAGCAGUGAAGCUGACGGUGAACACAAUGGUCCUCGGCGGGGCCCAGUGUCAGCUGGUGUGCAGAGUCGCGGAUCCAGAGGCUCCAGGGAUUCUGGUCAAGCUCAGCAAAGACACAGCCAAAAAGAAUCGGAGUUGGCUCAAAGAAAGUCUUUGGAGACUUCUGGAGCAAAGGCAUCUCAGAGGUCCAGUGCAGCCAAGACGUCUCCAAACAUCAGCAGGUCUGAGCCGGGUGGAGCAGGGCAGAUUCCUACCCCGGAGGUGAUGUCCAAAGCUGCCCGCGCGCGAAGCCUCCUCUAUGUGGCUCCAAAGACUCAGGGCACCGCCCCAGCUGCAACGGCCGAGAUGUCCGGAUCACUGUCAUCCACCCUGGGAGUGUCCAAGAAGCCGAGCAGAUCCCAGCCACAAUCGCAGAAUGUGCAGAAAGUGCAGAGUGGCAAGAAGAGCCCCAAUCCAACUCCGGCAACAACUUUGACAGAAGAAGAACUGGCUAGGAGAGAUUCUGCACCGCCGAGUUUCUUGUGCGGACGCAGCUUUGGACGUUCAGAUGGAGUCCUUUUGCCAUUGAGGUCUAAAGAGCGGCAUGUACACUCGCUGGAGAAUUCUCCUUCGCCUACUUCCGAGCGCGGCCUGCAGGACCUGACUCGAGGGGAGCAGCCCCAGCUCCUGUGGGAGCGCUCCUUGUCACCUGAUGCCCGGGCAAAUCGCUCGAGUCACGGGACGCCCAGUCCCAUGGGGCGGUCUGGGAGAUCUACAUCGCCCUACUCCAACCGGGCCAUUUAUGCAGCGGACCAAGGAAAUGAGGAUGGUCCAGGUCUCAGACACUCCUUGGUCCCGACCUCCGCCAUCGCCCGUAGCCACGUCAGCGAACCCAGCAGAAACAAACUAG
This is a messenger RNA of Cladocopium goreaui, 1442 nucleotides long. NCBI's taxonomy places the organism in Eukaryota, Dinophyceae, Suessiales, Symbiodiniaceae. The record is from the annotation of a GenBank genome assembly.